Messenger RNA from Ilex paraguariensis (yerba mate), 1724 nucleotides. Lineage: Eukaryota; Viridiplantae; Streptophyta; Magnoliopsida; Aquifoliales; Aquifoliaceae. The record is from the annotation of a GenBank genome assembly.
AAAGAAUGGCUUCAAAACCAGGAUUGCUCACUGACUGGCCAUGGAAGCAGCUUGGAAGCUUUAAGUAUGUGAUUUUGGCACCGUGGGUGGUUCGUAGCAUGUAUUUGUUUAGUUUGAAAGGAGAAGGAGAGAGAGACCUGACCAGCUUUCUCAUACUACCGUUUCUAUUGUGGAGGAUGCUACACAACCAGAUUUGGAUUUCUCUCUCUCGUCAUCGAACAGCUAAAGGAAAUAACAGGAUCGUUGACAAGAGUAUUGAAUUCGAGCAAGUUGACAGAGAGAGUAACUGGGAUGACCAGAUAUUGUUUAAUGGAAUUAUAUUUUACAUCGCAAGCAUGGUAAUCCCGGGAACUUCUAACAUGCCCAUUUGGAGAACAGAUGGCGCUGUUAUUCAUCCAUUUGCAGAGCAUAUAGCAUAUUUUUUGCUCUUUGCAAUACCAAUUUUGACGACAAUUGCAACUGGGACGGCCUCGGUUCUAGCCAUCUUUGGUUACGUCACUUACAUUGAUCUUAUGAACAACAUGGGUCACUGCAACUUUGAGUUGAUUCCUAUGAAGAUUUUCUCCAACUUUCCCCCUCUCAAGUACAUGAUGUAUACACCUUCAUACCACUCUCUUCAUCACACCCAAUUCCGGACCAAUUACUCACUGUUCAUGCCUAUCUACGACUACAUCUAUGGUACCAUGGACAAGUCCACCGAUAUAUUAUUUGAAACUUCACUACGACGUCAAGAAGAGUCUCCCGACGUUGUUCACCUCACCCAUCUAACUACGCCAGACUCAAUCUACCAUUUGCGUCUAGGUUUCUCAUCACUUGCCUCCGAACCUCAGGAUUCCAAAUGGUACCUCUGGUUAAUUUGGCCAGUAACGUAUUGGUCCAUGAUCAUGGCUGCCAUCUAUGGCCGUACAUUCAUUUUGGAAAGGAAUGCUUUUGAGGAGAAACUCAAGCUACAGUCAUGGGCAGUACCAAGAUACAGUGUACAAUACUACUUCAAAUGGCAAAGAGAAUCUAUCAAUGGGCUGAUUGAAGAGGCCAUACUAGAAGCAGAGGCAAGAGGCAUUAAAGUCUUAAGUCUAGGUCUUUUGAACCAGGGGGAGGAACUCAACAGAAAUGGAGAGAUAUACAUCCAAAGGUACCCUCAGCUAAAUGUGAAAGUGGUGGAUGGGAGUAGCUUGGCAGUUGGUGUUGUUCUCAAUAGCAUCCCAAAAGGAACAACUCAAGUUCUUCUAAGAGGCAGACUUUCUAAGGUUGCUUAUUCCAUUGCUUCUGCAUUGUGCCAAAUGGGUAUAGAGGUGGCUACCUUAUAUGAAGAUGAGUAUGAGAAGCUUAAGCUAACCACCAACUCUCAAAGUAGUUUGCUACUCUCAAGGACUUAUGCUCAGAAGACAUGGUUAGUGGGAGAUGGAUUGACGGAGGAAGAACAGUUGAAGGCAUCAAAAGGAACAUUGUUCAUUCCUUUCUCACAAUUUCCUCCAAAGAAAAUCCGCCAUGACUGCUUCUACCAGUACACACCAGCAAUGGGUACCCCCAUGUCUCUCGAGAAUUUGCACUCAUGUGAGAACUGGUUGCCAAGGAGAGUAAUGAGUGCUUGGAGGAUAGCUGGGAUAGUACAUGCCAAAGAAGGAUGGAAUGUUCAUGAGUGUGGAAAUAAGGUUUUCGACAUUGACAAAGUUUGGGAAGCCAGUCUUAAACAUGGUUUCAAACCUUUGGUUACGGCCUCUUAA